Molecule: messenger RNA, 876 nt
Organism: Malus domestica (apple)
Lineage: Eukaryota; Viridiplantae; Streptophyta; Magnoliopsida; Rosales; Rosaceae
Product: trihelix transcription factor ENAP1-like
Cellular component (GO): nucleus
Molecular function (GO): transcription cis-regulatory region binding
Source: RefSeq, a predicted model, not a curated record
AUGUCCACACCACCACCGCCGUCGCCCACGGCCUCCUCCAAGGCCUCAGUCUCCGCCUCGCCCAUGGCCACCGCUAAGAAGCCUCAUCCUCUACCGUGGAGCCAAGAGGAGACGGUGCAGCUGAUCCGGGCCUACCAGGAGAAGUGGUACGCGCUGAGAAGGGGCCAGCUGAAGUCGAGCCAGUGGGAGGAGGUGGCGGUAACCGUGGCGGCGCGGUGCGGUUACGAAUACGGCGAGCCGUCGAAAUCCGCCACGCAGUGCCGCCACAAGAUGGAGAAGCUCCGGCAGCGACACCGCGCCGUGAAGAAGCGCCUCGGCCAGAGAACCAAGUCCGGCUGGCCCUUCUUCGAGCUCAUGGAGCAGAUGGAACGCGGGCCCAUGCCCAUCUCUGCCAUGCCCAUGGCGGAGAUGCCACAUCAGCAAGAAGAAGAAGAAGAGCGUGAUUAUCACGGCGGCGGCGGCGGCGGCCAUGAAGACGACGAUGAGGAGAAUUCCAACAAGGUCCGGAGCAUCGACUUCAUCCUGCGGAGGCCGACGUUUGUGAACAGAUUUUCCGGGAAAGCGUCGUUUUUGCAGGGACCCGCUGCGGCAGCGGAGUUAAAGAGAGGGAGAGAGGCGGUGGGCGGGGGCGACGUGGUGGAGCCGCCGGAGCAGAGGGGUAGGGAAAUGGUGGUGGAAUUGGCGGACGAGAUGAGGGCAUUCGCCCAGCAGUUAAUGGGGGUGGAGAAGAGGAGGAUGAAGAUGAUGAAGGAAACAGAGAGGUAUAGAGUGGAGAUGGAGAAGAGGAGGAUCAGCAUGAUCCUGCAGUCGCAGCAGAAGAUUGUUGACUCCAUUAAUACCGCAUUCGGGUCUUCCAACAAGCUGAGCAGCAGCUGA